GGGGGCCGAGGCUGCGGGCUUCCACCUGCCCACCGCCCUUCGUGGAGCCUCGCUCGGCUUCUGCGCCGAGACGCGGGAUGCCACAGGCCGCCCGGCGCGGGGGAGGCUCGGAAGGCGGCGCCUGCCGGCUUCGCCCUCCCUCCGCUCGGCCUCCGCAGCCGCCCGGCCAGCCCUCACCAAGAGCGCGGCGGCGGCUGGAAGCGCUCCGGGGGCUCUGCGCGCAGCCGGGGCAGCGGGGUCUUCCGGCGAGGCUGCCGGGGGUGGCGCGGCCCGGGAAGGGAGGCCGCUUCGUGGGGAGAGGCGGUCGGGAGCCUGGCAGCCCUCCGCCCGCCCGCGAUGCCUCUGCUGGCACUGCUGGCGCUGCUGGCCGGCGCGCCCUUGGCAGAGAUUUGUGAAGCUCUGAACGUGACCGUUUCUCCAGGACCCAGAACACAGCAUCUCAUUGGAGAUAAUGUUACUUUAUUCUGCCAUGUUUCUCAAAAAAGGCGAAGAGAAAACCUUUUGGCUGUCCGGUGGGUUUUUGCUCUCCCCUCUGCCCAGGAAUACCUGAUGAUCAAAAUGACCAAAUUUGGGGUCGUCCAGUACUAUGGAAAUUACACAAGUCGCUUCUAUAAGCGAAGGCUUCAUCUUCUUGAGGAGAAACACAGGAUGAUGUACACAUUUUUGAUCCUGAAUAUCCAGCAAGCCGAACAAGGACACUAUAUUUGCAAAGUUCAAGAGAUCAGCAAGCAAAGGAACAAGUGGACUUCCUGGUCCAACGGAAGUGCCUCUACUGAAGUCCAAGUGUUUCCAUCCCAUUUUUUGGAUGAGGAAAAACACAAUGCUUGGGCAUUUUUUGAAGACUUCUCCCUCUAUGCGGUCCUGAUGUGCUCGGCAGGGAUCCUGAGUAUCCUUCUCUUCACUCUGGUCAUCCUCUGCCAGAUCUUGAGCAACAAGAAACGAUCCCACGUGAAACGUACCUUGGUGAAGUCUCCUCAGAAGAGCUUGCAGGACGCAGGGAGUCCCAGCAAGACAGCUGGGUCUCCAGGGCCCCCCACCCAGAGGAAAGGGACAAAGGCGUCCGAGGCACCCCCAGCCAUUCCUGCCAAAGCACCAAUAUCCCACACCUUCUCAAAGCCUAAACUUCUGAAACCACAAAGGAAGGUCACCUUGCUUAAGGGCAGGGAGGAGAACCUGACCUACGCUGAGCUGGAGCUGCUGAAGCCUCACCAGAAAGCCAAAGGCAUUGCAUCGGCCACCGUCUACGCUCAGAUCCUCUUUGAGGAGAACAGUGUGUAAAUGAUGCAGCUGAGAUGAGCCUGUUAACCGGGACACACACACACACACACACACACACACACACACACACACACACAUUGAGAAUUACUUCUCUGAUUUUAAGACUGUGGAAACUGUUUUGAAAGAUUUCAAGGGAAGUUUUUUUAGGUGAAUAAAAACAUUCAAUAAACAUUUUGAAAGACUGGAGGAAUAUGAAUAAAUAGAAAACUGGAAGUUAAACUGUGCCUUUGCAUCAGAACUUGAUCGUGGGAAUAUGAAAUAUUUUAUUGGCUGGGAAACAGCUCUAAGUUGAAGUUAAAGAUGAAUGUGACUAUAAAACAGGGCAAUUUUACAGACCCAGGAUUUUUUAAAAACAUUUCUAUGCAUUUAAGAAAUGUGCAUGUUAAGACCAUGAAGAUGUAUUUUUGAAUAAAUAAAAUUUUCCAUUAAAAAAGGCCACUUUCUUAGUUUUAUAGCAUAAAAUUAUAGCAGGAAUCCUGCAGUCUGCAGGCAGUUGCCCUUGGUGACCUCUUAGGCCCCUUCCAACUCAAUGAUUCUGUGAUCUGUGUAUAUAAAUGGAGGCUCUCCACCCGCUGCCAUCCCUGGUCCUGCUCACAUCCUGAUGAAAAGCUGCCCUUCUUUCCCGCCAACCUUCUGAUCCCCUCCAGGCAG
Messenger RNA from Ahaetulla prasina, 1929 nucleotides. RefSeq names its product V-set and transmembrane domain containing 4 (gene VSTM4). The coding region runs from base 337 to 1278 and encodes 313 amino acids. The record is from RefSeq and is a predicted model, not a curated record. The transcript is spliced from 8 exons. NCBI's taxonomy places the organism in Eukaryota, Metazoa, Chordata, Lepidosauria, Squamata, Colubridae.